Messenger RNA from Opisthorchis viverrini, 798 nucleotides. RefSeq lists its product as hypothetical. The transcript has 3 exons. Gene Ontology annotation, cellular component: nucleus; cytoplasm. Bases 16 to 798 code for a protein of 260 amino acids. Gene Ontology annotation, molecular function: heat shock protein binding. The record is from RefSeq and is a predicted model, not a curated record. Lineage: Eukaryota; Metazoa; Platyhelminthes; Trematoda; Opisthorchiida; Opisthorchiidae.
CUGAUUCGCUCCAGUAUGACAGAUCUGCUUACUGAAUGCCAGACUCAUUUUCACUGCAUCGACUUGUAUGCCAUACUUGGAGUCAAGAAAGAAUGCACAUCGGCCGAAUUGCGCAAGGCUUUCUACAAAAUGUCUCUCCUACAUCAUCCGGAUAAGCAUAAUGGUGAAUUGAAGAAAGAAGCUACGGCACAAUUCCAAGUUUUAUCAAAAGUAUAUGCAAUUCUCUCCGACGAUGAGAAACGCAAGGUGUAUGACGAAACAGGGAUUGUUGAUGAAGAUAGCACCAUUACAAGCAAGUCUUAUGAGGACUGGAUCCAGUACUGGCAGCUCAUGUUUCCACGAGUAACAACGAAGCAAAUAGAUGAAUUUCGGGAGAAGUACAGAAACAGCGAAUCAGAGCUAAAUGAUUUAGCGGAUAUUUACGAACGCUGCAAAGGGGAUAUGGAUGUCAUUUUGGAAACCCUCCUCUUUGCAUCCUACGAGGACGAAGCACGAAUUCGCCGCUUGGUCGACACUUUGAUCAAACAAGGGAGGGUACAAGCCUACUCGCAAUUCAUGGAUGAACAUCCGUCGAAAAAAGCCAAGCGGGCUAAAAAGGCACUCAAAGAAGAAAAGCUGUUCGCCUGUGAACAAAAAUCUCGUGCAACUGAUGAAUCCCUUGUCUCUGCUAUCCUAGCUAAUCGCGACAAGCAUCUUAAGUCAACAGAUGAAUUGCUAGACCGUUUGGCUGAAAAGUACUGUAAAAAAUCCGCGGAAAAGCGCACUAAAAGCCGAUCCAGCGUUGUGAAAAAGAAAUGA